Vanrija pseudolonga is the source of this 552-nucleotide messenger RNA. It is a transcript of the gene dpb3, whose product is annotated as DNA polymerase epsilon subunit C. Gene Ontology annotation, cellular component: negative cofactor 2 complex; nucleus. The record is from RefSeq and is a predicted model, not a curated record. The transcript has 3 exons. Gene Ontology annotation, biological process: transcription by RNA polymerase II. Bases 1 to 552 code for a protein of 183 amino acids. Gene Ontology annotation, molecular function: RNA polymerase II general transcription initiation factor activity; core promoter sequence-specific DNA binding; protein heterodimerization activity. Lineage: Eukaryota; Fungi; Basidiomycota; Tremellomycetes; Trichosporonales; Trichosporonaceae.
AUGCCACCAAAACUGUCAAAGAGGUCAAAGACGUCGCGGGCGCGGAUAAAGAAGAUUAUGCAGAUGGACGAGGAAGUCGGCAAGCUGGCAUCGGCUACACCGGUCAUGAUCUGUGCGUACGGUCUCUUACUUCUGCUGAUGCCAGCCAAAUCCCUCGAGUGCUUCCUUCAGCUGUUGAUAGACGAAACGGCCAAGGAGACGCGCGAGCGCGGCUCGCGCAAGAUGGUGCCGUACCAUCUCAAGGCAAUGAUCGACAAGUCGGACCAGUUCGACUUCCUUCGCGAGCUCGUCGAGGGCGUGCCCGACCCUGGAGAGAAGGCUGGCCCGGCCAAGCGCAAGGCGUCGACGGCGGACGGCUCUGCGGCGGCCGCAACGCCACGACGAAAGUCUGCCGCUGCCAAGGUCGCCGAGGCGAAGAAGGAGGACGUGCCAGCCCCUGGUACGCUUCCCGCCAUUGGAACGUGGAAGCGCGACGCUAGCGGCGAGGGAGGCACCGGCGAGGGCGGCAAGGGCAUGUUUGACGACUACGACGACGACUACGAUGACUACUAG